Messenger RNA from Fusarium mangiferae, 3024 nucleotides. RefSeq lists its product as uncharacterized. The transcript has 3 exons. Gene Ontology annotation, biological process: mismatch repair. Lineage: Eukaryota; Fungi; Ascomycota; Sordariomycetes; Hypocreales; Nectriaceae. The coding region runs from base 1 to 3024 and encodes 1007 amino acids. The record is from RefSeq and is a predicted model, not a curated record. Gene Ontology annotation, cellular component: MutLalpha complex. Gene Ontology annotation, molecular function: ATP binding; mismatched DNA binding; ATP-dependent DNA damage sensor activity.
AUGGCAACCAUAAAACAGAUCGAUGGACGCACGGUUCAUCAGAUCCAGUCCGGCCAGGUUAUAGUCGACCUUUGCUCUGUUGUGAAGGAACUGGUUGAGAACAGCGUCGAUGCUGGGGCAACAAGCAUAGAUGUUCGUUUCAAAAACCAAGGACUUGAUCUCGUCGAGGUGGCUGACAAUGGGUCUGGCAUCGCCCCUGCCAACUAUCCAUCAGUAGCUCUCAAGCACCAUACGUCAAAGCUCUCUUCAUACUCGGAUAUAGCUACGUUAGAGACAUUUGGUUUCCGGGGUGAAGCAUUAGCCUCAUUAUGUGCUUUGUCGAUUGUGAGCAUCACGACUUGCCAGCAGGGCCAAGCUCCUAAGGGGACCAAGCUCAGCUUCGAGCCAUCAGGGGCCCUCAAAGGAACUGCAGUUGUUGCAGCUUCAAAAGGCACAACCGUUUCAGUUGAGCGUCUCUUCCACAACCUACCAGUUCGUCGGCGUGAGCUUGAGCGAAACAUAAAGCGAGAGUGGAAUAAGGUCAUCGCCCUCCUUGGACAAUACGCUUGUAUUCAAACCAAUCUCAAAUUCUCCGUGUCUCAGCAACCAAACAAAGGGAAAAGAAUUCACCUAUUUUCGACCAAGGGUAAUCCGACCACAAGAGAAAACAUCAUCAAUAUCUUUGGUGCAAAGACGAUGACGGUCCUUGUGCCCCUCGAUUUGACUCUGGAAAUGCAUGAUUCCACAGGCGGUCCAACUUUGCAAAUUGACCAAAAACACGAAUCAAACUCUAGGGAAGUCCGUGUCGUGGGGCAUGUUUCCCGGCCUUCUCACGGUGAUGGACGCCAAACUCCAGAUCGCCAGAUGUUCUUUGUGAACGGGAGGCCAUGUGGCUUACCCCAAUUCUCAAAGGCAUUUAACGAGGUGUACAAGGCUUACAACAACUCACAAGCUCCUUUCAUUCUAGCGGAUAUUCAGCUCGAUACCCACAUGUACGACGUCAAUGUCAGUCCAGACAAGAGGAGUAUAUUGUUACAUGAUCAAAACAUACUGCUUGAUAACCUACGCACUUCCCUAGCAGCCCUUUUCGACUCGCAAGAUUACUCAGUCCCAACCUCUCAGCUCUUGCCCUUUAAGAACCGCACUGAGAAGCAGUCAACUACUAACACGCCCUUCAAACCAUUAUCGAUCACUUCUCAGAAGCCUCUGGAUGAUUCCCAGCCUGAAGUCGAAUCAGAUGGAGACAAUUACGAAGGCAGCGCCAUUGACAAGGUGCCACUUGGUGCCGUAAAGAGGGUUGGCAGGUCAAAAUCAUUAGAGAAAAACAUUAAUAGUCAAAACCUGAUCAGUGGAUGGGUAGAGAGGGGAUCAACGUCGCGGCCAAAAGACCGAAGCGCCACAGCGUCAACUUUUGCACAGAAUCAAAAUCCAUCCGUAUGCCCUUCUAUGAGGCGAGAAGAGCCAAGCCUCUUUAUCCGGAGUCCCUCACUCUCUUCCAGCAGUGAUGAGAAUGAUGCUGGGAAGCCACUCCCUGUGCGCGAUUUCAACAAGCAACUGAAAGUAAACAGUGUUAUGAAGACUGGCUCUUCUCCCAUCAAGAGGAAAUCAUCAGAAUUGCUUGAGACUGAGCCCCAGAUUCCUGCUACUGAACCACUGAGGCGUGGACAAGUCGAGAGCUCCGACACUAGCCCGGUGAAGACGCCACGGAAAAAGGCAAGAUCUGAGGCCGCUACGAUAGUCAUUGGUGAUGAGAUCAUACAGGAUGCUGCGAGUACCCCUGAUGGUCAUGCCAAUAAUGUGGCUGUUUCUGAGGAUGAAAUGGAGGUUGAUGAUCCAAAGCCAUCUUUCGGAAGCCGCCUGACACAGAUCUACGCAGCUGGCAGCCGCACGAUAGAAAGGAAGAUAUCUUUUCGUAAGGAGAGAGCGGGCAAGGGUGAUGAAAUUUCCGAUUCUGAAGGCACAGAUACAAACAGCGACAGCGACACAUCCAAUGCGAACAGGGAUGUGAAAGCUAUCAGUGAGCCAGCUAUUCCGGUUGCUGAGAGCGAUCGACUAGACAAACAGACAGAAACAAGGGACUUGUCUGAUAUUACGCCCUUCACAUUUGUGGUUGAACCUGCCACAACGGAUCAUAAGACUCAAUCUCUCAAGUCUAGUGUACGGAAGAAAGAGUCUACAGCCCAACUACUACAACACCUACGAACGGACGAAAGUCUCAUAAGGCUGGUGUUGGAAUCAUGGAAGAAUAACCUCAGUCCAACUCAAGACUGUACGACUGUCGAUGAAGAAGUGACAGAUCUUGCGGCAGCCAAUGCGGAAGAGAAAUUGUCACUUACUAUAGCUCGCAAGGAUUUUCUAAAAAUGAAAAUAGCCGGGCAAUUUAACAUGGGUUUCAUCAUCGCAACACGUCCCGCGAGCACCAAGUCGGAGGAAGACAUCGAGGUAGCUCAGAAGGACGAGUUGUUUAUCAUUGACCAACACGCAACAGACGAGAAGUAUAACUUUGAGAGAUUGCAAGAGAUCCAGACAGUACAGUCUCAACGACUAGUCCACUCGAAAAGGCUAGAGCUGACAGCACUGGAAGAAGAAAUUGUGUUACAAAAUAUCCCUGCCAUUGAGGCUAACGGGUUCAAGGUCCAUGUCGACAUGACUGGGGAUGAACCCGUGGGCUCAAGGUGUGAAGUCCUGGCGCUCCCCAUGAGUCGUGAGGUGACCUUCUCGAUCACUGACCUUGAAGAACUGAUAGCAUUGCUUGGUGAGGAAUCAUCUGAGUCGAAGCAUAUUCCCCGCCCCUCCAAAGUGAGGAAGAUGUUUGCAUCAAGGGCAUGUCGCAGCAGUGUCAUGAUUGGGAAGGCUUUGACGCAUGGGCAAAUGGAGACGCUUGUGCGGCAUAUGGCAGAGUUGGACAAGCCUUGGAACUGCCCGCAUGGCCGUCCAACGAUGAGACAUCUGUGUCAAUUGGACUCGUGGGAUACGAAGGGGUGGAGGGACGACAACUUGCAGGGUCCAUCGGUAUCUUGGCGAGCGUACUUGAAUGGCGAAUAG